AUGAGUUUUAUGAAUUUUUCUAGUGCUAAUAGUUUCAACAAUUUGAACAACUUUACCAAUUUCAAUACACUUAACAAGUUCAACUUGAACCAAAAAAAGAAAAAUAGCAAAGAUUUGCUAAUUUUUGAGAAUAUUAAUAGCAUCAACACUAACAACCCAGAUUACAAAUCCCUACUAAAUGAUCAUUAUAAAUUAUUCUCUUCAUAUUCACUAACUCCUUUCAAUAACAAUAACACUUCUUAUUUAUUAAAGACGAAUCAAAAUCAAUUGUUGCAAAUUCAAAAUAUCGAAGAUCCUGACGAUUUAAUUAAUAUUUUCAGCUCCUUUUCAAUCAACAAUAAUAGCAGCAGUAAUAAAUCAAAUCAAAAUAACGGAUUUAAUCAAAAUUACACUGUCAAUGGAAAUCUAUCAUCACUAAACCAUAUCAAAACUAUUUUAAAUUCUUAUACAAACUAUUUGUUUGAUCACAAAAGAACCUUUGAUGAAUUUUUUGCCACAUUAAGAAAGGAUAAAUCAAUCUUAUUGGAAUUUUUAGGUAUCGAUAAUUUUGCUGAAUUUUACAACAUCUUUGAUAGGUCAAAUAAUAUUAGAAGUCAACAAAAUGAUUUCUAUGAUUUUGUAUUUGAAAAUUUAAAUAACAAGGAGUUAUAUCAAUUAUACUUACUAUUCAAAAAAAAAUUGGUCAAUUUAUUCUUAAUCCUAUCUAUUUUAAAAAUUUUACCAAUCUUUCAACUUUCUUCAAAUAAAAUUUUAAACAAUAUAAACCAAGAUGAUUUAAUUCUACCAAUCUCAAAGAUUUCCAAUUUCAAUAUCUGGGAUAAUUCAACUUUUAAAAAUAACCAGUCAGUUGUCAAUGAUUUAAUUCCAGAUUGCUUUUUAAACUUAAUCAAAUUGCCAUUUGAAAAAUUCAAUAUAAUUAAUUCUCCUUACAUUUAUAAUUGUCUCGUUCACUAUCUUGCAUUUCCAGAAGAUUUUCCAUUUGAUAAGGAUCAAGAUCAAGAUCAAAAUCAAAAUUUAUGCUCAGAAUUUGUUGGUAAUGAAGAAAACUUGAACUUGAUUUGGUUUGAUAGAUUAUCUAAACUAAAAUUGAAUAAACUAAUUUACUUAAACGUUUUCAAGAAAAUCGAUCCAUUUUAUCAAUUUGAUAAUAAACCAUCUAAAAAGAGAUUUCAAAAGGAAAAAUUAAUAUACUCUGAAAAUAGCAAUGUCAAUAAUAUCAAUGAUGAAAUUGAAUCCGCCAUUAAAGAGAAAAUUUUCUUAAAUGAUUACCAUAAGCAAACUUUUGAAAAUUACUUGAUUAACAACUUGACUUAUCACACAGUUAACAACGUGUUUGAUUUGCUUGACGUUUUCACUUUUUUUUAUGAUUUAUCAAUCGAGGACUAUUCAUUAAACCAAAAUUUCUCAUUUGAAUUAUUACAAGUUUUAUUAAAAUUUUUCAAUUUAAAAUUGAUUGAUUAUUAUUCAAACCAACCGGCUUUGAAAAAACAAUUUUAUGAAAAUAGUAUUCAUUUGAAUUUCGUUAAAAUGCUAAGAUAUAAGAGCUUUUUCCUUAAUUUGAAUAAUUACAACUUCAAUUUCAACGAAUUUAAAGGGGAGAUUCUAUAUUUAGAAAGAAAUUUCAGUAUCAAUUACAAUACCAAUGACGAUUUUUUAAAUAAAAUUGAUAAAUUCAACAAAUUCUUCAACCAAAGCGGAAACGAAAAUCAUCACGAUAACCAUAACAAUCAGUUGGUGUAUAGUAAUGAAUGUUAUAACUACUUGUUAUGGAACGGAUUCAACGAAAAUGACAUAAUGGCAACUAAUUUCUUCAGGUACUUCAGUUACAUAGGUUUAUCAAGAGAUUAA
Messenger RNA from Ascoidea rubescens DSM 1968, 1848 nucleotides. RefSeq lists its product as uncharacterized. The record is from RefSeq and is a predicted model, not a curated record. The coding region runs from base 1 to 1848 and encodes 615 amino acids. The transcript has a single exon. NCBI's taxonomy places the organism in Eukaryota, Fungi, Ascomycota, Saccharomycetes, Ascoideales, Ascoideaceae.